Messenger RNA from Seriola aureovittata, 3779 nucleotides. RefSeq names its product potassium voltage-gated channel subfamily D member 2-like. Gene Ontology annotation, molecular function: protein binding; A-type (transient outward) potassium channel activity. The coding region runs from base 508 to 2379 and encodes 623 amino acids. The transcript has 7 exons. The record is from RefSeq and is a predicted model, not a curated record. Gene Ontology annotation, biological process: protein homooligomerization; potassium ion transmembrane transport. Gene Ontology annotation, cellular component: voltage-gated potassium channel complex; membrane. Lineage: Eukaryota; Metazoa; Chordata; Actinopteri; Carangiformes; Carangidae.
UCUCUCUCUCUCUCUCUCUCUCUCUCUCGCUCUCUGCAUAUGAUUUUCUCUCCUCUCUCCACAGUCGGGGCUUGGUGGUGAAAAGGAGGAGGGGGGAGGGAGGGUGGUCUUGCAGUCGACGAGAGGAACAGGAGUUUAUUGAGGAGUAGCUGCAACGAGAGGGAAAAACGCAUGCAACUGAGCGCCGUUGCCUUGCGGACGGCGAGAAGAGACAAAAAAAAGAGGGAAAGGUCGCGCUCGGACGAAUGACCGCUCUCUGCUGAGAAACUGUCGCUUGAAUUGUUUAACUUGUUGAUGCGACGUUAUUGUGCCGUUUUCCUCUAUCGUCUGGCUGCAGUGACAGAUAGAUGGGUGGCGGAAUCGCAAGUAUUCUCAUCCGAGGAUAGGUAUUUUAUUAAACUCCCGUGGAUGCAGUUUAAAGAGCAACCUUCCCUAAGAUGCAAUUUAUCUCUGAGCCAUAGCACUGUGAUAACCGGAGCAGGGUCGUUUUAAACACUACAGGUCAGCAUGGCAGCAGGUGUAGCGGCAUGGCUCCCCUUCGCCCGUGCGGCAGCCAUAGGAUGGAUGCCCGUGGCGAGCACCCCGAUGCCCAUCCCUCCCCAAGACAAGAGGAAAGCCCAGGACGGACUCAUCAUCCUCAACGUGAGUGGGACCAAGUUUCAGACGUGGCGAAACACUUUGGAGCGGUACCCGGACACUUUGCUGGGGAGCACGGAGAGAGACUUCUUUUUCCACGAGGAGACAAACGAGUACUUUUUCGACCGUGACCCUGACAUAUUUAGACAUAUACUCAAUUUUUACCGCACGGGGAAACUACACUAUCCGCGCCAAGAGUGCAUAUCUGCGUACGACGAGGAGCUCGCUUUCUUUGGUAUAAUCCCCGAGAUCAUUGGGGACUGCUGUUACGAGGAGUACAAAGACCGGAGGCGCGAAAAUGCAGAGAGGCUUCAAGACGACGAGGAGAUGGACAUGAACAAUGACGUCACGCCGGUGAACCUGACGUACCGGGAGUACCUGUGGCGGGCUUUUGAAAACCCUCACACCAGCACCUUAGCUCUGGUCUUCUACUAUGUUACAGGCUUCUUCAUUGCCAUAUCAGUGAUGGCCAAUGUGGUGGAGACGGUUCCGUGUGGGACUCUGCCCAACAGGUCAAAGGAGGUUUCCUGUGGAGACCGUUACGCACUGGCUUUCUUUUGUUUAGACACUGCGUGCGUCAUGAUAUUCACUGUUGAGUAUCUCCUCCGUUUAAUCGCAGCUCCCAGCCGGUACAAGUUCAUGAAAAGUGUGAUGAGCGUCAUUGACGUGGUCGCCAUCAUGCCUUAUUACAUUGGCCUGGUCAUGACCGACAAUGACCAGGUGAGCGGCGCUUUCGUCACGCUGCGAGUCUUCCGGGUCUUUCGGAUUUUCAAGUUCUCCCGGCACUCUGCGGGGCUGCGCAUCCUGGGCUACACCUUGAAGAGCUGCGCCUCCGAGCUGGGCUUCCUACUAUUCUCCCUCACCAUGGCCAUCAUUAUCUUUGCAACGGUCAUGUUUUAUGCAGAAAAAGGCUCCACAGCCAGCAAGUUCACCAGUAUCCCCGCAGCGUUUUGGUACACCAUUGUCACCAUGACAACACUGGGGUAUGGUGACAUGGUGCCAAAAACUAUCGUGGGGAAGGUGUUUGGGUCCAUAUGCUCUCUGAGUGGGGUGCUGGUCAUUGCCUUGCCUGUCCCUGUCAUAGUGUCAAACUUCAGCCGUAUCUACCACCAAAGCCAGCGGGCGGAGAAGCGACGAGCCCAGAGGAAAACUCGGCUUGCUAGAAUCCGCGCUGCGAAGAUUCGAGGCACUAAUGCCUAUAUGCGCUACAAACAAAAUGGGCUCCUGAUCGACUCACUGGAGGAGGCCUCCAAGGAGGCAGGACAGGCCCUGGUGGGGAAGGCCGCCAGCCCUCCUUUUGAGAGCCAGCAUCAUCACCUGCUGCACUGCCUGGAGAAAACCACGAAUCAUGAAUUUGUGGACGAGCAGACGUUUCAGGCCAACUGCAUGGAGAUCUCUACAGUGAACAAGUCGGGGUCCCGCUCCUCCUCGCUGUCCUCGUCUCCGCACGGCCUCGGCUCGUGCUGCUCUCGACGCCACAGGAAGAAGAGCAGCUUCAGCCUGCCUAGCACAAACAACCAGGAGCUCAGCACCAUACAGAUAAGGGAGAGGCCGGUGGUCAACAGCCGCUCCAGCCUGAAUGCCAAACUCGAUGAGACUGUGCCCUUGAAAUGUGACGAACCUUACAUCACUCCCUCCAUGGUCAGCCUGUCUGCCCCGGUGGUGACCUCAUCAGACGGGGACGGCUCCACCACCACCACCGCAUACUCUCAGAGCAACAUUGUCCGAGUAUCUGCCUUGUAGAUGUCAUGCCUAUCUUAUCAGCUAACUGGUCUCAAGAAGCACCAGAUGCUGAGGAGAGGGACCACCGAGCAUCAACCUGCCAUAAUCUAGUGGGAUUAUAAGAUUAGCAGAGGUCGGGGUUUUUUGAAGUAGUGAUCUCAUCUGAUGUCAAACUCUGCAUGGUAUUAGAAUGAUGUGGACGGCUGCCUUGGAAUAAAAGCGACCAGCAGAUCUUGCUCCAUUAAGCACAGCAGAGCAAGGAAGUGUUGGGAUUGCGUGGUUAUCAUUGUUGCCUAAACAUACUGAGAAAAAAUACUUUAUUUUUGAAUAUGUAAUGUAGGUGUAUUUGUUGUCUUCUGAUUCAAAGGAGGAAAGGCAGUUGUUUAAAGGUCACUCUUGAUGACCUCUGAUGACAAAGCACACAUUCAUUAACUGAGGGCCAUAUUUGUGAAUAUUAUAUGUACACAUUAGAAACAUUCACUUCACUCGCUACCCAGUUAAAUAGAUUGUUUUAAACCCCCCCCCCCCCAAUUAUCUGGUUUCUAAUAGUCCCCUCACUGUUGUAAAUUCAGAAAACGUACAUCCACAGGAAUGAAUAACUGUUGUGAAUAUUCAUUAACUGACUCAUUAACUGGUUGAUGUCAUCGCUUGAUGAGUAAAAUAUAUUACGCAUCCUGACAUGUUUGUGAAAUGUGCAAGUGAAAGUCAAAAUGACAAAAUCUGUGUUAGCUUACAUAUUUGACAUUCUGAUAUGGAUCUAUGUGAAAGCCACUGUCAUCAAUUAACAAUUGAUAUUGAGAAAUAUACAGGGUACAUAUUAGUUAGGUCACAAGGUAGAAAUAUAAGAGGAUGUUCUUUGCAACACUUGACUAAUACUAACCCUAAUGUGGACACAUAGUAUUGACCUGGAAAACCAUAUGAAAGAGUGUUGAGCAUCAAUUCCACUGAGUUCCUCUUAAAUUCUAAUAUUCAAAAGCGAGACUUGGUAGAUUUCACUGUGUUAAAGGGCCAUUUUGUACAUUUUUCAUAUUGUAAAUAUCUCAGUUAGAACUUUAUCAGCCGCAUUUGAAGUUGGCUCCUCUUAUUUCUAGAUUUAGUUGACAGUUGUUGGCAUACUAUUUCUGUCUGUUAACUGGUUGAAUUAAGGAUUUGCAUGCUGUCAUUGCAGAAUUCUGUUUUAUUAAAGUAUGUCUCUGCUUCUUGUUGGAGGUUUAUCAGUAAAAAUGAGAUUGAUUGAAGGAAACACAAUGAGGCUGGUAUGUUAUGAUGUAAAUUCUGCAACACUUUGCUUUUAAUGAAAUACAAAUCUUGUCAUGGAGUACAUAUAUAAAGGGUAAGGAAAUGAGACAAGUUAAUACACAUUGUGCAUUUGGUGCAGUGGAUAGAAUAAAUACUGUAGCUCUACUGAAACAUCCAUUAAA